UUAUGUUUCACAGGGAAGGAAGUAAGGAAAUGGAUCUUGUUUAAGUUGUUAUAUGAUACCCUUUCAUGUAUGUCCGGUGUUUUAUUAUGAAGUAAAAUGACAAAACGAAAUAUGGCAGAUAGAAAGAUUUUACAGCUGCUGUACCUGUUAUACGAUUUGUGUAAAGACAGUUUGGAAGAAUUCUUCAAAUUCAACUGUUUAAACGGUGAUCCAUCAGAUGACAAAUUAGCAAAAUAUGUGACGGAUCACAAAGAUCAACUUUAUCAUCAUUUGAAAUAUUCCUGCUGUCACACCUGAACUGCAUCUAACAAUCAUAAUAGCUGCGCAAAAAGUACCAAAAAAUUAUUUCAAUGUUUGUUUACAUUUCCUGAAGCAUUUUCAGUUUCCGACAUUUACAACGCUUCUUUGAAGGAAGUUAAAUUAAACAGUCUAGAUAUAUGGACUGUGCAGUAUUUGUUAUUAGCUGACAACUUAGAGCCUGAACAACAUCAAUGGAUCCGGAAGUUAUACGAAAAAAGGCAAGAUGUUUCUGUUUAUUUUGACACUAUCAGUGAUGACAAUUUUAAUAGUAUAUGGAUUGAAACAAGAGAAAUAAUUCUAAACAUCCUACGAUUGUUAAAAAACCGACAGUAUGAAAAAGCUGUUGUAAAGCAGUUAUCACUUUUGAAAGUGACUGGUCCAGAUUUCUGUGGAAAUGCGGCAUAUUGGUGUAUGAUGCAAGAAGAGUUCAAUGUAGAAUUAAGACCUCACCUUUACAGUACUUUGCCUGCGCCAGUUAUUAAACAUGAUACUGAAAUGGACGAGACUUUAAAUAAUAAUAAACAGAAAGCAACGGUCGUCAAUGUGCAAACUGGUCAUUUAGUUAUCGGAUAUAAUAACGUAAUAAACAGCAUUUUGGAUCCGGAUGUCAAACAAGAAAUUAAAGAAUUGAUGGACGGUCAUCAGCGAGUUCAGCUAGAGAAAAUUGAACAGAUGUGUGUGGUUACAUAUUUCAAACAAGUGACAGAGACAGAAGAUAAAACAUUUCUAACUGAUAGACACAAUAAUGGUAUGGAUACAGGCCAAGGGGCAAGAUCAAGUUCGUGUAAAACAAAAGAGCAUAAAGAUUACUUCGUUGAAUGGAAAAUAAAAACAUCCGACGACACAGACAAAGAGGAACUGGAGAGAAUAGCCAAAUAUAUAGAGCAAGAAAGAGUGAUCGAUGAAAAUGUUAAGAUAAAAUUUGUUCGCGUUGGUUCAAUCGUAAUUGGAACGUUGAUUUCCGCCAAUGUUGUAGAAAACUCAGAUAUAUUUAUUCAAACAGUUCGACGGUUUAUACGGAUGAUAAUCAACAAGUGUAAUUUUAACACUAAAUUUGAACACGUUGUAGAAGUUGAUGUUACUUUGAAGCCAUCGUCAGAAUGUACUAAAUUAUCGAUUAACAAAGUAGGAUAUGAAAUUCCGACCCCAUUUACUAAAGUCAUGAAAAGUCACGAAAUAUCUACACAGACAAAUGAUUCGGAAAUCCAGUUGGUAAAAACUGAGAGUGCGUAUGUGAAGAUGUUUUCAAAUCCAUCGGCUGUAAAGGAAUCCAUGAUGUCUUUAAAAGUUGAUUCAUUUGGAAACCGAACUUUUUAUGAAAAAGUAGACGAAACGGAAAUUUUAUAUGCGGAAUUUCCUUUUGUCAAAAUAAAAGCCAUAACCAAUUAUACUCAUACUGUUGAUAAACAACAAGUUGCCAUGAUGAAGAAAGAUCAGAUUUACUCCUUGAUAAAACAAGUGGGUGAUUGGUGGGAGAUUACUGAUAAUCCAGGACCAUCGUUCUUUGUGAAGUCGGAGUAUGCUGUGAUAACUACUCCGGGAAAUGUUUUAUCGCCUGUUCGAAAACUAAGUACUAGGCAUGCCUUGUCGUCUACAGCAGUUCAAAAGCAUCAUGCAGGUGCUUUUGAGCUAUUGGGUGGAGCCGAUUCCAAAAUCCCAGAAUCUAGUGGAGAACAAGUUAGGCAUCAUGAGCAUGAACCUCUUAGGAAAACAAUCUCUGAAGCUUUACCCCAACACUCUCAAAAGUUAAAGCGAAAAACAGCAGUCUACUAUGCAGAAAAUCAAGACAGUUCUGAUAUCGCAUUAACGCCAUCGCAGAAGAUAAAAGCAUUCAGAGAAAAGAGGGUUAUGUCCAUUCCAAGCCUAGACACACAUUCUGAUCCAUGUCCAGAAGAGGAAGCCACAACGGAAAAUUUCAAUUCUUUAUAAUCUAAUACAAACACCAAUUAAUCAAUCCAGCAUUUGACUUAUAACAAGGAACAUUUUGAUAUAUAAUCAUUGAGUUUGACAUCAUUACAAAUUUUGAAACAACUGAGGUGAAUCAAUAUACAAAAACCGUAAAGAAAUUAAAACGUAGUAAACUAUUCACUAUAAAUAUUUGUAUAUUGCAUACUUCAUAGUGAGAUAUUAAAAAUGUAUUGCUUUAUGUCGACAAUAUGUUGCGAAUAUACAAUAAAAAAAAAACGUAGGGGUUAACGUCAGUGAGGAAGCAAUCUAACGAAAUGAGAAACCAAACGACACUUUCAUGUCAACAUACAAUGUAGAGCCUUUAUCCUGAUCAUGAUCCGGGUGUUGCAAUUCGAUAAUAUAAGUACAGAAGAACAUAUCCGUUGCUUUUUUUUACAUUUACUUUAAUGAAAUGGUCAUUUCAAAUAAAAGCAAGGCCCCAAUGGUUCCCUCCAGAACUGGUUAAGUGUGUCGAUUAAGAUAUUAUUUGCAAUAUGAGAUAUUAUAAUGGGUAUAUUUUGUAUAUUUUUAUAAAAUAAUAUAUUUUAAUAUUGAGGGAAAAUCCGUCGGAAAAAUGAGCUACUAACAUUGUUUUUAAUGCAAAAUAAAACGCUUAAUCUGUUGAGAUGUUUAAAUAAUUUUG
This is a messenger RNA of Mytilus californianus (California mussel), 2890 nucleotides long. RefSeq lists its product as uncharacterized. NCBI's taxonomy places the organism in Eukaryota, Metazoa, Mollusca, Bivalvia, Mytilida, Mytilidae. The transcript has 11 exons. The coding region runs from base 712 to 2229 and encodes 505 amino acids. The record is from RefSeq and is a predicted model, not a curated record.